Messenger RNA from Homarus americanus (American lobster), 516 nucleotides. Its product is annotated as peptidyl-prolyl cis-trans isomerase E-like. The record is from RefSeq and is a predicted model, not a curated record. The transcript has a single exon. The coding region runs from base 1 to 516 and encodes 171 amino acids. Lineage: Eukaryota; Metazoa; Arthropoda; Malacostraca; Decapoda; Nephropidae.
AUGGCGGUGGAGCGGCUUCUGGCGUGUGAUGGGCUCCAAGUGUUCCUGGAGUUUAGUGUUGGUCAGGUCAACUUAGGCAGGGUGCACAUCAAGCUGUGGGGCCACCUGCGUCGUGCUCAACAUUUCCUUGCUCUUUGCCUGGGAACUUUAGGUCCUUCUUUUUUAGGAACGACGCUUCUGGAGAUUACCUCUAGAGGUUGUCGAAACGAAUCUGUGACGGCUGGAGCCUACAGAGCACCAAACGGGAGCAUAAGCGCCGAGAGCCUGAUGAAUGGAGUGGGAUGGUGGGAUGGUGUGUAUUCCGAGGAGCGUCGAGCUGGCCUGGUGGUAGCCAGUUCAGGUGGGAAAGUGCACUAUGCCUCGCACUUUGGCAUAUGUACUAGUGCAAACGCUAGCGGCCUGGUGCGGUAUCCCUUUGGUGAGGUGGUGUCCGGCCUCGACGUGGUGAGGGAGAGUGCAAGUUAUAUCCCCAUAAAUCAAGUCGAAAUCAGUGGAUGUGGACUCGUUCUCCAGUAG